This is a messenger RNA of Chaetomium globosum CBS 148.51, 927 nucleotides long. RefSeq lists its product as uncharacterized. Bases 1 to 927 code for a protein of 308 amino acids. The record is from RefSeq and is a predicted model, not a curated record. The transcript has a single exon. Lineage: Eukaryota; Fungi; Ascomycota; Sordariomycetes; Sordariales; Chaetomiaceae.
AUGGGGGCCAACGUCAAUCCCGCCGAGAUUUAUCAGCUCAUCGGGGCCCGCCGCCGCCGCCGCGCCUACUUAGAUAGCCAAGCGCCGUUUGCCAACUACGGCAAUCAACCCCGCUGGGCAUCGUCGUUGACAGCUAGUAAUCUGCUGGACGAGGACGACGAAUCCGAGUACGGCACCAACUAUGCGCAGUACGACCAUCCCCAGCACCACGACGACCAGUACGAGUACGCGACCGCUUCAACUGUCACGUCCGAGACAUCCACGAUGACAUCUGCCGCUUCUCGCUCUGGCUUCAGCAGUCGACACAGCCGGCGUGAUACGACACAUAUCACGACGCCCACAGAACGCCCGGAUAACCCUCUGCGAACGUUUCUCCAACAAUUCCCUACCCCCGGCGCCGGUCCGCGGAGCCCCGGUCAAACACUCUGGUGCGAGUUUUUCGGGCUUCUGGAAUGUCCUGCGACGUUCGGCCUUGACGAGGAAGACGAGUGGAUCCGACAUCACGUCGAACAUCUUGAAAACCGUUUCCCGCAGACGCUCAUGUGCUGGUUCUGCGAUCACGUCCCCUUCGUUGCCGAAGAUCCCCGCAACGCUUAUGCCAACUUUGUGGAGCGCAUGCAGCAUGUAAGAAGCCAUAUCGUCUAUGAUUACUGGACGAGUGCGAGUACGCGCCGCGACCUGCACCUUGUCAAGCACUUGCAUGAUGACGGUGUCCUGAACCCCGACCAGUUCGAGGUCGCCAUGCAGUAUGACGAAACACCCGAAUCGUGUCGCCUUACCGGCGAUCAUUCGUACCCCCCUUCUUCGUCGUCGUACCAGCAGCCACUUGGCCAAAGUGUAAGGGUGGAAUUCCACGACCUGAAGAAAGAAGAACGCGAGCGGCGCCGCCAGCAAAAGCAACGGCAAAGGCCUAGCCAGAGACGAUAA